Liolophura sinensis is the source of this 4133-nucleotide messenger RNA. RefSeq lists its product as uncharacterized. The record is from RefSeq and is a predicted model, not a curated record. Bases 261 to 3605 code for a protein of 1114 amino acids. Lineage: Eukaryota; Metazoa; Mollusca; Polyplacophora; Chitonida; Chitonidae. The transcript has 2 exons.
CAUGGCGGUUAUUUUCAACAGAGACCGUGUGAGCAGCAAACAGGAUUCGCAAGUCAACAUCGGCCAAGUAACACAGUAAAAAAUUUUCGACCACGUCCGCCUGCAUGUAGGGUAACAGUGGUGUGUCUCUGCGGGUUGGAAAAGAUCUAUAUGUAGUUCUCCCUGCGAUCUAUCAGUCACGGAUGAAAGACACUCAGGUGUUAUGGAGAAGACGAACAGAUUUACCUGUGUACAUCGUUAUAUAUUCCUAGACAGCCUGGAUGUACUCUAGACGGGGCGAGAUUACUCAAUUCAGGAAAAAAAUGGCUGCCCCUGACGCAGACACGGCACUUAGCAACACUGUCAACAUGAACCCUAGCGUGGAGGGCAGGGUAUUCCUCAUAGAAGACACUGACGACAUCCUGACUCUCCCCCGGGCCUUGCAGCCUCUGCUGGGGCACACUGGUUGGUUAACAUCCCAUGUCCACCGGUCGCUGCAAAACGCCGAGAACCAAAUCUUCGUGUCAGGUGAUCUGACCAAACAUGAACUCGCAGCAAUUUUCCUGCUGAUCGGUCAGAAUGAUUCGAAAGAUUGUUUUAGUCGAGUUUUACAAGAAAAAAUAGUGUCCAACAAUCCCAGUGACAUUCGUCCGUUUCUGUCUUAUUUACGUCUGGUCACGAAGGCCCUUCGGAAAUUGCCAUCCAUUGGUGGAAACGUCUGGCACAUGGUGUCAGGUGACGUCUCAACGUUAUAUCCGGUCGGUCUGGUGUUUACAUGGCAUGGAUUUUCCAAAUGUUGUUACAGUUUCCAGACACUCAAUUCCGUUUUCGAGUCGGUUUCCCACGAGAACAGGACGUUGUUUAACAUUCUCUCCGCGACCGGACGGAUUGUCGGUCAACUCUCCGACUGUACCAGCUUUCCGCACGUACUUUUGAUGCCUGGAGUGUAUUACCAAGUGACAUCAGUCACCAAAGCAGGCGACAAUUCCACUGUUAUUUACGUCAAAGAAAUACCACCACCUGUAGACAAUCAGUGGUCAGCUGACCCGCAAUAUUCGCUGACUGUCACGGACCGAAGUAUCCAUCCGUACUGGACCAAAGUGCUUGCAGACGCGACCAGUAACAGAGUUGUAGCCAAAUCCCUUCGUGUGCUGGACAUUGGGAUGGCUACUGGUGACGUAAUGGUUCAAACCGCUUGCAUGAGAGUGUUGACUGAGAUGCCUAAGCUCGACUGCUCUGACGCAGAGAAAGAAAAACUGCUAUCGACAGUUCGCAAUGUGUUAAAGAUGUACAGAGCAUUUGGAGUUUUGCAAAGUCAUGGAUGUGCUGUUCUCAAACUAAUCGCUCAGAGUCUGGAUGUGAUGCACUUUUCUGAUCCGGAGAGCGUGUCCCUUGUUCUUCAAGCGAUGCAAAGCCACAUACAAACCGAACGACUGAUUUUAAACGGUCUAGAGUACUUAACAUUCUGUCUCCACGACUCCGAAGACGUCAUCCUUUAUCAGAAACUAGUUGAAGUUGUUUUGUCUUCCAUGAAGAACCAUCCUAGAAUUAAAGGUAUACAGAAAGCAGGAUGUCUAGUGAUUAACUCUCUUUCCAAGGCUACCCAUUGCGUCUCGCUGAUAAGAGAAUGCGAUGGAUUUUCUGUGAUAAUGAAUGCCAUACGGGUUCAUCGUGGUGAGCGCGAAUCUUCCGAACUAUGCUGGCAAGCUUUACUGACGCUUUCUGACAAAAACAACAACAGUAAGAACUGUUCAACUCAGGAUGAACACGUUCGAAACAGUGUCGACUUUUGGUGUUUGAUAAAAGAAGGUUUAGCUCUCUUUUGUAAGUGUACUCCAGUACAAGUGGAAGGGUUACAUGCUAUUUGGUCUCACGUUCGAGUCUGGGCAGAACUGGACACGACCUACGAUCCGGACUACUCAGAGCUGGUUACCUCUGCUCUUAGACAUCACAGUCAGAAUGCACAAGUUGUAGAGUGUGGGUUAGGUAUUUUAUCUGAGUUAACAAAACAGCCUUCCGAAACACAUCUGGCUGUUUCAAACGGGGUUAUCGCCUGUGUACUCUCCUCUAUGAAUCAGCACUUUGACGAAGCAUCUGUGCAGGAGUACGGCUGUAAGGUGCUUAGAACCGUAGCUAUGAAUGGGUUUCGGCCUUAUCAACAGGCCUCACAGAACCUUAAGUCCAGUGGUUCACCACCUGGCGUCUUGCCGGAAUCUUCAUUGGAAUCUCUGCCGGACUACCGGCUUAAAAUCAUCGAGUCCGGAGGAAUGGGAAUUGUGCUGUCUGCCAUGAAGACUCACUCUCAGCAUGUCGGUGUACAGCGCCAGGGGUGUCUGGCCAUCAGAACUCUAUCUGUGUCUUCGGCCAACGUCGUGGAGACCGAAGGCGUGGAGGAAAUCGGCGUGGUACUGAACGCCUUGUCCAAACACAUGGACAACGUUAACAUCGCCACCGUUGCCCUUAGAGCCAUUGUUAUUCUUAUCAUAAACCCGCGGAACCGACAAACUAUGUUGGACGGCGGAAGGUUAUCGAUAAUCCUGAAUGCGCUGCGGUCCUUCCCGUAUUGCGGUAGAAUACAGGAAGAAGGCCUUGAAAUUGUGGACACAUUAGCAAACGAUCUGACACAUGCCCAUCAACUGUUGAGGAAGGGAUUCAUGCAAGAUCUUAUACUCUCUAUAGAGCGACAUCCCCACAAUGGGAGAAUCCUGACCUCUUGCUGUAGUUUACUGGCGCAGCUCUGCUCUGUGCCACUAGAGUCUGUAGACACUUUGGACAUGCUGCCGACUGUCGCUCUCGCGGAAAGGGGAGGUUUUGAGGCAAUCGACAGGAUCAUGGCCGAGUUUCGUUCAGAUGCUGAUUUGCAAAUCCAGUGUUGUCGGGCAUUACAUGCCCUGGCCGUCGCCCCGGUGAACACCAGUAUGUUGUCCGAAUCAGCCGGCAUGACGUCCGUAGUCACCGCCAUGAAGACUCACGCCGCAAAUGCAGUGCUUCUUACUGAGGCUUGUAGAACUCUGGUGAAACUAAUCCAGUUCAGAGACAAAGGCGACGUACCGGUGACAACUGAGGCCAUCGAACAUGUACUCAGCGCGAUGUCCACUCACCCAGGGGAUAUGAAGCUUCAAAUGGAAGGGUUGAGGGCGUUACAGGCUGUUUUGAAAAAUGACGCCUCCAGAGUAACUUACAUUACCAAUUCCGAUGUGAUCGCUCUGAUUGUCUUGGCGAUGCGGCAAUUUCGGAACGAUUUUUCUCUACAGGUAUUGUGUCUACAGGUCCUAAACGAUCUCUUUUGCUUUGAGAGAAAGGGAUCCACUCCAUGGCAGAAACUUUUGGCUGUGGCUUUUUGGCUUGUUGGCAGAGACAGACCAUUGUGGAAUGAGUUUUGCUCUAAUGAGGGCCUGGAAACGCUGCUUGAUACCAUGAGACAUCACAUCACGUCAAGAAGUGUGCUGAUGAUCGGAGGGAAUGUACUUCUCUACAACACUGGCGGCAAUAUUCCCACGCGCCUGCGCAAACCUUUGCUUGACCUGUGUGAGGAGAUUCAAUCUGGUUUUUCUCCAAGUGAUGAGCGUUUACACCUUUUGUUCAAUAUGCUAAAACAUUUUGUGAGGAAAGAAGUUGUAACAUGAACCUUGUGUUCUUGACAUUUUUGGUUUAUGCAGUUUCGUAAGACCCACACGCCUGUUUAUAGAUAGUCUUUUCUAAGCAUUUUGUGUACUUCUAGAAGAACAUAUUCAUCACACGAGUAGUCUGAUCUAUAAAUGACAGCGAUAGAGUCCACAAACAUUAAUCGUGACAUUGAUAGAUUCCCUGUUUCAUUUAUUCACUAGUAAGUAAUUAGGUGUUGGAUGUCCUACUGGCCUUCGACACCGUUGUUACCCCCAAUGUUUUCUUGUCUGGAUAAACCGAGCAAUCCGUUACCUGCGUUAAACUUCAGCGUCUUGUAAUCAAGAAAAUAUGAGGAAAUAUAUAUUUUUUAACCAAAUAUUAUCGCUUCCGUCACUAGAUUAUUGUAUGCUUAUGUUUGCUUUACAGUCUACACACCUGUGCGUCACACAUUUAUUGUUCUAUUUUGAUGAUUUUACAACCCAUUUACUUGAUUGUUUAACACCAUAACCAAGAGUUUUUUUUAUAUCUUGUGAAAGCAGAAAUGCACA